Betta splendens (Siamese fighting fish) is the source of this 1957-nucleotide messenger RNA. RefSeq names its product trace amine-associated receptor 13c-like. The transcript is spliced from 2 exons. Gene Ontology annotation, cellular component: membrane. Bases 1 to 993 code for a protein of 330 amino acids. The record is from RefSeq and is a predicted model, not a curated record. Gene Ontology annotation, biological process: G protein-coupled receptor signaling pathway. Lineage: Eukaryota; Metazoa; Chordata; Actinopteri; Anabantiformes; Osphronemidae. Gene Ontology annotation, molecular function: trace-amine receptor activity.
AUGGAGAAGUCGGAGGACACUGAAUUCUGCUUUCCUCAUCUUCUCAACGCCUCCUGUGUGAAGUCAAAGCGUCCUCAAUAUGAGACCACGCUGACUUACAUCCUGGUGCUUUCUAUUUCUCUGCUCACUGUGACUCUCAACCUCCUCGUCAUCAUCUCCAUCUCCCACUUCAAGCAGCUCCACACUCCCUCCAACCUCCUCCUCCUUUCUCUGGCUGUGUCAGAUUUCAUCGUCGGCCUUCUCAUGUUGUUUCAAAUUGAGCUUAUAGAUGGCUGCUGGCUCUUGGGCGACAUUAUGUGUUCUCUGUAUCUGUAUCUAGUGUAUAUAAUUACUGCUGCCUCAUUAGGAACCAUGGUUCUGAUAUCGGUCGAUCGCUAUGUGGCUAUUUGUUAUCCUUUGCAUUAUUCCACCAAAGUCACACAACAAAAAGUGAAGAUCUUCAUUAGUCUGUGUUGGCUAUUUUCUGUAAUGUACCAAGGUAUGAAUGUGAAGGAUAACCUGCAGCAACCGGGCAGGUUUAACUCCUGCUUCGGGGAGUGUAUUAUUGCCUUUAACUGCAUUGCUAGAAUAACAGAUCUUGUUGUUUCCUUUAUUGUUCCCAUCACAGUCAUUGUGGUCCUGUAUGUGAGAGUAUUUGUGGUGGCUGUGUCUCAGGCUCAUGCCGUGAGGUCUCAUAUUGCAGUUGUGUCACUUGCACCACGUUCGCUGAAAGUUACAGCUAAAAGGUCUGAACUUAAAGCAGCCAGGACUCUAGGGGUUCUGAUAGGUGUGUUUCUAAUGUGUCUACUUCCGUAUUAUUGCAUCAGUCUUUCAGGCAAUGACAAAAUAUUUGAAACUCCAGCUGCUGCUGUUGUGAUUUAUUUUUACUACUUCAACUCCUGUAUAAAUCCUGCAAUCUAUGCGUUUUUCUACUCCUGGUUUAGAAAAUCAGUCAAACUCAUUGUUACACUGAAGAUACUGCAGCCUGACUCCUGUGAGGUCAACAUGCAGUAAACGGCACUAGGAAAGUAAAAGCCUAUCUUGCUAGAUUUUAACAGAUGCUUUAUUGCUUGUCGCUUUCAUUUACUUACUGUAGCUUUUAAUUCUUACAACAUGGAGAAUUUUGAAUUUUGAAUUCCAGAAAUCAAGAAAAGAAAAUCAAGAAAAGAAAAUCAAAUUUUUGUUUGUAGACCGUGUAUUGAUAUUCUUAUUUACCCACUGAUUCAUAUUAUUGUCGAUUUGUAAAAGUAUAUUAUUAGCAUAAAUGUUAAUUUCCCCAUCGUGGGACAAUAAAGGUAUUCUAUCUAAAAGUUUAAACAAAUGUUAACUUUUAAUAAGCUAUAUUUAUACCCAAUGCACCUACUGUAAAAAGAUGUUGAGUAAGUCCUGCAAAGAUCUAUUGUCCUGUGACUACAGUAAAUCUGCACCCAACUUAAAGCUAAGCACAUCUGAUCAGCUAUAGCGCUAAAAUCAUUGGUAGGUCCAAUGUUGAGGUGGACAGUUCACCCUUAUUCAUUCCAAACUAGGUUGGGUUAAGGGGAGUAAGCUUAAAAACCUCAAGGUUGUGUGUAGGAGAUAUAUAUGUGUCACGAUCUGGGUUUUGUUUCUUGUUGUUUCCUCGUCUUAUUUUGGUUCCAGGUUCCAUUUCCGGUUUUAUUGUGGUAGCACUCCCGGUUUCUGUUUCUGUUCCUGCUUUACUUCCUGUUAUCAGUUCUGUUCUCCCUAGCUCAUUACCCACACCUGUCUGUAAUCAGUUAAUCACUCACCUGUGUAUUUAGUCAGCUCCUGUGUCCUUAGUUCCCUGCCAGAUCGUCGUUCGUGUUUCUUGUUCCUCGUGUUUUGUUCUGGUUUUGCCUUGUGUAUCCUGCCUGACCCUGGACUAACUACUGACUGUGAGUUUUGCUUUAUCCCUGCCUGUACUUUCGCUGAGCCUACUUGUGUACCGAACCCUGCCUGGACAUUGUAUCAGAGAUUGCCU